AUGGCGGCGCUCGGAGCCCCCCGGAGCUUCCUCGGCUCCUUCAUCCUCCUCCUCCUCCUCCUCCUCCUCCUCCUCCUGGAGCCCGGAGGCUGUUCUGAGCUCGCCAGGCACCUCCUGGGGCGGUACCGGCCGGGGGUGCGCCCCGGGGUGCCCGAGGGGGGCCCCGUGUGGGUCACGGUGGGGCUGGAGCUCAACCAGCUGAUCGGCCUGGAUGAGAAGAAUGAGGAGAUGACGACGAAAGUUUAUCUGAACCUGAGCUGGCGCGACCCCCGACUCUCGUGGGACCCCCGGGAGCAGCCGCGGGUGGCGGCGCUGCGGCUGCCGGCGCAGCACAUCUGGCUGCCAGAUGUGGGGCUGGACAACAACAACGACGGCGAGUUCGGGGUGUCUUUGGGGGUUCGGGUCAGCGUCACCCCCGACGGCGUCGUCACCUGGAGACCCCCGGCGCUCUUCCGCAGCCGCUGCCCCAUCCGGGUGUCGCAUUUCCCCUUCGAUUGGCAGAAUUGUUCCCUCCAGUUCCGCUCCGGCUCCUACGGCCCCUCGGAGCUGCGGCUGCGCACGGGGGGGAGGGGCGGCCCCGGGGGGGCGCAGGCGGCGCUGCCCCCCGACUUCCGGGAGAACGGCCAGUGGAGCCUCGUGCACCGCUCGGGGGGUCCCUGGGGUCCCUCGGGUGUCGCUUUUCACCUGGUGCUGCGCCGGGAGCCGCUUUUCUACCUGAGCACGGUGCUGGCGCCCUGCGGGCUGAUCACGCUGCUGGCCGUGGGGGUGUUCCACCUGCCCCCCGAUGCGGGUGAGAAGAUGUCCCUGUCACUCUUCGCCCUGCUCACCUUGACCGUGUUCCUGCUGCUCCUGGCCGACAAGGUCCCGGCCACGUCCCUGCAGGUGCCGCUGAUCGGCCGAUACCUGACGGGCACCUUGGUGCUGCUGACCCUGGUGGUGGCGCUGAGCGUGGGGGUGCUCAACCUGCACCACCGCUCACCUGGGACGCAUCACCUGCCCGGCUGGGCACGACAGCUGUUCCUGCAGCGCCUCCCCCCCCUGUUGGGCCUCCGCCCCUCCCCCCCUUUGAGCCCCGCCCCCUCCUUAGGCCCCGCCCCUUUGGCCACGCCCCCUCGCGCCUCUGACGCGUAUUUCCUGCGACGCCCCGCCCCCUCCGAGCUGGCCACGCCCACUUCUGAGUUAACCACGCCCCCUGGAGUGACCACGCCCCUUUCGGGCUCGGCCACGCCCCUUUUGGGGGUGGCCACGCCCCCCCCGGAGCUGCGGGAGGCGGCGGCGGCGGCGGCCGAGAUCGCGCGGCGGAUGCGGGAGCGGCGGCGGCGGCAGCGGGCUCAGGACGAGUGGCGGGCGCUGGCGAUGGCUCUGGACCGUCUCUGCCUUUGGGCGCUGCUGCUGCUGACGGGCGGCUGCGCCCUCGGCACGGGGCUGGACGCGGCGCUGCACCGGCCCCCGGACACACCGUUCCCCUAAAACACCCGAAAUCACCCCAAAAAUAUCCCCAAAGUAUCCCCAAAAUAUCCUGAAAAUAUCCCAGAAGUAUCUCAGAAAUAUCCCCCAAUUAUCCCCAAAUUAUCCUAAAAAUAUCCCAAAAUAUUCUGAAUUUAUCCCCAAAAUAUCCUGAAUUUAUUCCAAAAAUAACCCCAAAAAUAUCCCAAAAAUUAUCCACAAAAUAUCCCCAAAUUACCCC
Molecule: messenger RNA, 1687 nt
Organism: Taeniopygia guttata (zebra finch)
Lineage: Eukaryota; Metazoa; Chordata; Aves; Passeriformes; Estrildidae
Source: RefSeq, a predicted model, not a curated record